GGGGUGGAAACGGCAACAUCGCUACUUCUUUAAGACGCGCACAAAAUUCAAUGGCGGAUGGCGUGCGAUCGUUUGUUUUCAUUUUGUGAAUAGGUAGUACAUUAAACUAGUUAAGUACGUAAGAAAACUUUUGUGCCUAAUAGAUUUCUGAAUUAGUUUAAUAGUCACAUUUAUGAACAGUACAAUGAUGCCCAUGGGAGGGCCGCAGUCUGUGCACAAUUCAGGUAGUUUGCCGCAAAACACACCACCCAGUUCGAAUGCUUUAACGCCGACUGGCUCUAAUAAAUCUAGUAGCAAUGUGAAACCCAACUACACAUUAAAAUUCACACUGGCAGGACAUACAAAAGCUGUUUCUUCAGUUAAGUUUAGUCCGAAUGGAGAAUGGUUGGCCAGUUCAGCUGCUGACAAACUGAUUAAAAUCUGGGGUGCCUAUGAUGGAAAAUUUGAAAAAACAAUCUCAGGUCACAAACUAGGUAUUAGUGAUGUGGCAUGGUCCAGUGACAGUCGACUUCUGGUAUCUGCAAGUGAUGAUAAAACUUUAAAAAUAUGGGAAUUGUCAUCUGGAAAGUGUCUGAAAACUCUGAAGGGUCACAGUAAUUAUGUAUUUUGCUGUAACUUUAAUCCCCAAUCAAAUUUGAUAGUAUCAGGUUCAUUUGAUGAAUCUGUGAGAAUUUGGGAUGUUAGGACUGGAAAAUGUUUGAAAACACUACCUGCUCACUCAGAUCCUGUGAGUGCUGUACACUUUAACAGAGAUGGUUCUCUUAUUGUUAGCAGUAGUUAUGAUGGCUUGUGUCGCAUUUGGGAUACUGCUUCUGGCCAAUGUCUAAAGACCUUGAUUGAUGAUGAUAACCCACCAGUUUCAUUUGUAAAAUUUUCUCCAAAUGGAAAAUAUAUUCUUGCUGCUACUUUAGAUAACACCUUAAAACUUUGGGAUUAUGCAAAAGGCAAAUGCUUGAAGACCUACUCUGGUCAUAAAAAUGAAAAAUUCUGUAUUUUUGCCAAUUUUUCUGUCACUGGUGGCAAAUGGAUAGUCAGUGGAUCUGAAGAUAAUAUGGUAUACAUUUGGAAUUUACAAACAAAAGAAAUAGUGCAAAAGUUACAGGGUCAUACUGAUGUUGUCCUUUGCACCACAUGUCAUCCAACAGAAAAUAUCAUUGCGUCAGCUGCUUUAGAAAAUGAUAAAACUAUAAAACUUUGGAAAAGUGACACUUAGGGAUUUAGACGUUUUUUUUAUUUUGUAUAUUUACAAAUUUUUGUGAAUUGGUUCGAUUUUAUAGAAAUAAUUUUAUAAGUGAUAUUACAUUAACAACUUUUGUUUUCUACCAUGCGCAAGUGCCGCCCUUUAUGUUUGAUUUCAAACUGCUGUGACAAAUGUUACUAGACUAAUCUUCAAGGUUUUACCCACAGCAAAUUAAAAUCUACAAUUUAUUUAUUGUUUUUCAUUUUUAUUUUGUACAUAAUUUUCCAAAUAUAUUUUUAUAUAGUCACAGAACUGUUGAAAAUAAACGAAUUCAAAAUUGGAUUAAA
Aethina tumida (small hive beetle) is the source of this 1527-nucleotide messenger RNA. It is a transcript of the gene wds, whose product is annotated as WD repeat-containing protein 5. The record is from RefSeq and is a predicted model, not a curated record. NCBI's taxonomy places the organism in Eukaryota, Metazoa, Arthropoda, Insecta, Coleoptera, Nitidulidae. Bases 173 to 1213 code for a protein of 346 amino acids. Gene Ontology annotation, molecular function: histone binding. The transcript is spliced from 7 exons. Gene Ontology annotation, cellular component: Set1C/COMPASS complex.